Monosiga brevicollis MX1 is the source of this 2010-nucleotide messenger RNA. RefSeq lists its product as uncharacterized. Gene Ontology annotation, biological process: TOR signaling; negative regulation of macroautophagy. The transcript is spliced from 15 exons. Lineage: Eukaryota; Choanoflagellata; Craspedida; Salpingoecidae. The annotation marks the transcript as partial. Gene Ontology annotation, cellular component: TORC1 complex; TORC2 complex; nucleus. Gene Ontology annotation, molecular function: protein binding; protein-containing complex binding; protein serine/threonine kinase activity. The record is from RefSeq and is a predicted model, not a curated record.
UCGCUCCAAGAUGGUUUGCGCGUUUUGAACAUCUGGUUCAAUCACGGGCAUCGUCCUCAGGUGAGCCAAGCUGUGGCAGAGGGCCGUGCUGGCGUUGUUGACGCUGUGUGGGUCCAAUUGAUCCCUCAGCUGGUCACCCGCAUUGACCAUCGCUACACAGACGUGCGCAAGGCAACCUUAAACUGGCUCUUUGACAUUGGCGAGCGAUACCCGCAUGCGCUCCUGAUCCCGCUACAUGUGUCCAUGCGAAGCAAGGGCUUGCGGGCCCGAGAUGCCUGGGUCCUGCGUGAAAAACUGCGUUCUCGACAUGGCAAGCUCGUCGAAGACACCCUCAUGCUGUGCGAUGAGCUCGUGCGUUGCUCAGCUCUGUGGCACGAAAUAUGGUACAUCGCGCUCACAGAAGCCUCCAAACUGCACUUUGAAGAAGAUGACACAGCCGGCAUGCUGACCAAGCUGCAGGAAGCACAUGCGCUGACGCGUGAGCCACAGACACCACAUGAAGCAGCCAUUUUCAACGCUUUUCAGGCUGAUCUGGUGGAAGCUGAAAGGUGGUUGAACCGCUAUGUGGCAACGCAAUCCACAGACGACCUCAACAGCGCUUGGAUUUUUUACCAUCGUGUGUACAAACGGGCCAAUCGCAUGCUGCCAAAGCUCACAACCCUGGACCUGCAUUCCAUCUCGCCGCGCCUGCUUUCCUACGCCAACUUUAAUGUUGCCGUGCCUGGCACCUUUGAUCUCGAGCGUGAGCCCAUCACCAUCCACCACUUUCAGCCUACCCUUUCCGUCAUCGGCUCGAAGCAGCGCCCACGCUGCAUCAAGUUGGUCGAUUCCAACGGCCAGGUGCACAAAUUCUUGCUCAAGGGCCAGGAGGAUCCGCGCAUGGACGAGCGCGUGAUGGAUUUUCUGGGGCUUGUUAACAAGCUCAUGAGGGCCGACGAGUCAACUCGCGGGAAAUACCUACCCAUUCGCCGUUAUACCAUCACAUCACUCUCGGCCGACACGGGCCUCAUCGGCUGGCUUCACGACUGCGAUACCCUGUACGAGCUCGUGCGCACAUAUCGGCAGGAGCAUCCCGAGCUGCCGCUGACUGCGGAACACUCUUACAUCCGUCACAAUGCGCCGGAGCGGCUAGAUGGUCGUGGUCGACCAUCGGAUGAGGGCUAUGAGCGCCUGCCACUCAUGCAACGCGUCGAACUUUUCCUGAACAGUUGUCGCCAGACCCGGGGCAAUGAUCUUGCGGAGAUGCAGUGGCGCAUGUCAUCAGAUGCUGAGUCCUGGUUUAGUCGUCGGCUCAACUACAUGCAGUCACUUGCCAUAAUGAGCGUCACAGGCUAUGUCAUCGGUCUUGGUGAUCGUCAUUUGAGCAACAUCAUGCUGGACCGGCAAUCUGGCCAAGUGGCUCACAUUGAUUUUGGUGACUGCUUCGAGGCUGCGCAACAGCGCGCCAAGUAUCCGGAGAAGGUGCCCUUCCGCCUUACCCGCAUGCUGAUCAAUGCCAUGGAGAUGGGUGGUGUGCGCGGCACUUUUUCCUCCACGUGCAUGACGACCAUGCACGUGCUGCGAACAAAUAAGGAGUCUCUCUUGGCCGUAUUAGAGACGUUUAUCUACGACCCGCUGCUAUCGUGGCGAAUUGUGCAGGAAAAGGACGUGGACAUCAAGCGCCGGACGGUGCGAGCCCAUAUUGCAACGCAGAGCUCACGCGGUGUGUUGGCCAAGCACUCCAGCACAGAAGAGGAGAAGAGCUUUGACUCAGAUUCACCUCACGGCAGCCAGGAUUGGGAUGAUGACACUGGCGUGAUCCAGAACGAGUCAGUCAUGAUGGACACGAUUGACAACGAGAAAGCCUUAACACUCAUGCGACGCGUUAAGGAGAAGUUGGAUGGCAUGGAAUUUGGCACACAAGCACAUGCGCGCAUCACAAAGGUGGAUCAAGUGGAGCGCAUCAUUCAACAGGCCUCCGACCCGCGCAAUCUGUGUCAAGCGUACAUAGGCUGGUUCCCAUAUUGGUAG